GUAUUGACGAUUGGGCGUCAAGCCGGGCGUUAAUUACUGAUUAGUUUAAAGCCCGAUUAACAAACCGGCAACGGGCUUAGAACGAAACGAAACGCCCGACGUACAACAACUUCCAACGCGCUCUCCAAAAACGCGUUAAAAAAAAAAACAACUAAAAAAUCUUAGAGGUACACGGAAAGAAAGUUUACUACAAACGUCAUUAUACAAGUGAAGAAUGUGAAAAUGUGUACGCGGUUUUCGAACUUAAUAUAAAAUGAAAUGCUGCCACGGCUUCCAUGAAUUGAAGUAGUAUCUUCUUACCGACUAAGGUAUCAACGUUUUUUCAGUUUUUUUUCCAGUGCAUUAAGAGAAGAGCUCAGUAGCUGAGAAGAGCUGAGGAGGCGGUACAGCAAACUGAACAGCGACACCGCAAAAAACACGCCGGAGAGACAAUAAAAGUCGACCAGCCGCCAAAAAGGCGCUCAUUGCGUGCGCUGUUUUCGCAACGGCAACGGAAAAUUAGCCACCGGGUUGCGGUGCGAGCGAGAUAGCGAGUGUACGGCAACGGAAUACGGAUUUUCGGUGUGCGGUAAAGUACGGAAAGUACGGGAAAGUACGGAAAACACGAGAACCGGAGGCAGGUGCACAGAGAACGGCGAACGGCGUAGGGACACAGGGAGCCAGGAUGCGACACGCAUUUGUUGGAUUAAUUGUGUGCUGGCUGGCAGUUUGUCAACCGCAAGCUGAGGCACAGUUCGGCGGCUUUGGAUUCCAGCCACAGCUGCAACAGGUAUUCCGCCAACCUCAGUUUCAACCGCAGGUGUUUCGCCAACCACAACCUUAUUACCAACAGCCCCAGCAGUUCCGCCAGCGGCAGGGAUCCGUUUCCAAGGCGAACACGAAUGCCUACGAGCGUCAGGUGGACUUUGGAAACAAUGUCGAGUACACCCAGGGUCUGUCCAAUUCACGAGCGGUUACCAGGCAGAAUGGCCAGCGGGUGGUGACCAACAGCCAGGCCCAGACGAGGGAUGUGGAGCUGGGCGGUCUGCAGCUGGGCAACACCCUGACCAAGACCAGGACGAAUGCCAAUGGCCAGGUGUCGCAGGGCAUUGCCGAUCAGUUCCGCAUCGGAAACGUGGGACUCGGCGCCUCACUGUCGCCCUCGAAUCUGCAGAAUGGUUUCGGACUGCAGCGCGGUGCCGACGGCGAUCUUCGCCUGGGCUUGGGUCUGCUCAACCUGGACCUCGACCGCAACGUGGCCAACUCGAACACCCUGUCGCAGGCGCAGGUUAAUGCCAAGGGCAAGGGCGCAAGGGCUGGAUCGAACAGCAACUCCCAGUCGAAUACCCAGCAGUUUGGCGGCAUCACCGUCACCGACACGCGCGCCAAUUCGAAUGCCUUUGGCAAGACGCGAAGGGGACAGACAUCGGCCAUCACCGGUGGCUUCGGCGGCAAUGCGGCCACCAAUGCCCAGAGCUUCGGUGGUCCCUUCCAGCGAGUGGUGCGCCAGAAUGGGCGGCCCAAGCGGAAGGCCCAGUUCGUACCGUUCGGUUAUCCUGGCGGUGGAUUCGGACCUGGCCCCGCUGGCUUGGGCUUCUUGGAAAGGUCGAGAAGGCAGUUUGGCCGGCCGGGCUUCGGUGGUCCAGGAUUUGGAGGAGAAUUCGGGGGAGGUCCUGGGUUUGGACGACCUGGUUUUGGCGGCCCUGGCUACGAGCAGGAGUUCUUCGAGCCCGAACGGCAGCAGCACAAGAACAAGGGCAACAGGAACCAGGCGCAUGGCAAUGCGAAUGCCCAAGGUGGCCCCGGCUUCCAGCAACAGGCCUCGUCCAAUAACCAUGUCAGUCCCGGCAACACGGGCAGCAGCUCCAUCAGCUCCAAUUUGGCCGAGGACGGCACCAGUGGCCAGGUGAGCUCGGCCAACACAAACACCCAUCAGGGCCAAACGGCGAACGGUGGCUACCAGAGUGACCAGAACUCGCAAAGCCAGGCGCUCAACUUCCGGCCGGGCCAGCAGCAGGCCUCCAGCGCGAAUGCGAACACCCAGCACACCCAGCAGGGCAACAGCGAUACCUAUUCCUCGAACAGCGGCUCCACCUCCACGAACAACAACCAGUUUGGCUCCGCAACGAACACGGCCAACACGAACACGCAGGUGGUGCGCGAUGGCAAUCGCCAGGAUGCGACCAGCGAUGCGAACAGCCAGAGCAUCUUCCAGGGCAACAGUGGCCGCGGAGACGCCUCCGCCCAGACGAAUGCGCAGACCAGCAGCCAGCGGGGUCCCGGAGGAUACAUCACAAACUCGGCAUCCAGCAGCGCCACCGCCACCGCCCAGAAUGGACAGUCGGCCAAUGCGAAUGCGAACGCGAAUGCGGGCGGAGGAGCAGGUGGUGCGGGUGCAGGAGCCAAUGCUGGCGGAUUCGGAGGCGCUGCUGGCGCCAAUUCUGGUGCCAAUAACCGUGGCGGCAGUGCUGGAGCGAAUGCCGGUGCCAAUGGUGGCUUCGGUGGCUUCGGUGGCUUCGGCGGCGGCGGCGGUGCCAAUGCGAACAGCAAUGCCUUUGGUGGCUACGACGGUUUCGGAUUCUACGGCCUUCGCCAACGUGCCCAGCAAAAGAUUCGCUUGCAGCGCUGGCAGCCACGCCCGUCCAACGGAACUUCAACCAGGAGCACCUCGACGAACGAGAACUUUGAGUAUGUGUACUUCAAUAGCUCCUCGUCCCGCCUCGAAGAUCUGCAGCCAGAAAAUGCCGAUAGCUCUGGCCGGGCUGUGGAUGUGGCUAGGCCACCGCUGAAUACAUCGGUGGACGAGUUCGGACCGUACGACAGCACACAGCGUCAGGGACGCACUUUCAGCUUGAUCAGCGACUGGAUCAGCGGACUCUUCAACUCCUGCGUCUCACCCUGCACCUUGGAGGCCUUCCAGAAGCAGUCCUGCUGCGAGACGUACGUGGUGGACCCCUCGUACCCGGCACCACCGCCUCCACCACCGCCACCACCUCCUGCACCACUACCACCACAGACUUGCUGUGUCCCGGUAAGACCACCAUACCCCCCGCCAGCGCGACCCCUGCCCCGUCCACCGCCACCACCACCGCCACCGCCGCCGGCACCACCCGUGCCCUACCCCUACCCGCCGAUCUAUCCCAACAAGAAGACGCCCGUGGUGGUGGUGGCCACGCCCAUCAACUGCUGCACAGUGUGCACCUUUACGUACUACGGACCACCGCCCUGUGGGCGGCUUUAUAACAACAGCAGCGGCGGCAGCGGCAGCGGCAGCGACGGCAAAAAGGUCACCAUCUACGUGCCACCACCCUACUAUGGUCGGUAA
This is a messenger RNA of Drosophila erecta, 3304 nucleotides long. RefSeq lists its product as uncharacterized. Lineage: Eukaryota; Metazoa; Arthropoda; Insecta; Diptera; Drosophilidae. The record is from RefSeq and is a predicted model, not a curated record. Bases 665 to 3304 code for a protein of 879 amino acids. The transcript has 4 exons.